AGGCGUUUUCAGCACUGGACAGCGCUCGCGAGUGUUGUCGAGUUUAUCAUUGCGCAUCCCCCACCAUGCUCACUCAUCAGCGAGGAAAGCGGCUGUGCGGAUUAAAUUAUCUAUUUGGUUCUCUGAUUAGUGGAUAAACCACCUGACAUUGCGUUCUCUAUCAGGCCCGUAGGUCAUCGGGCUCGAUGGCAAUUUUAUAUAGUUACCCCUGAUGUUUCUCUUUUCCCCUUUUGUAGCCAUUGGAAUAGGGGAGAACAGACCCUAAUGUAGGACCGUGUCUUCUGGACCUGUCUGGCCAUAUAGUUUCGGACAUUAUUCAUUCUCAAGUGACUGAACGUCUUGAGUGAGGAUGAUUAAAGGGGGCUCUCGGUCGACCACCUCGCUUCCACCGGAGCCGGUGGAAAUAAUCCGGAGCAAGGCGCACUACCGUCGGGUUAGACUCAAUGUUGGGGGUCUCCUCCACGAAGUUCUAUGGAGAACGCUGGACAGGUUGCCGCGAACAAGGCUGGGCAAACUACGAGACUGUAACACCCACGAGUCUCUCAUGGAGAUAUGCGACGACUACAGUUUGGAUGAUAAUGAGUACUUUUUUGACAGACACCCCGGGGCUUUCACGUCCAUUCUGAAUUUCUACCGCACGGGAAAACUGCACAUGAUGGAGGAGAUGUGUGCCCUGUCGUUUAGUCAGGAGCUGGACUUCUGGGGUAUAGAUGAGAUCUACCUGGAGUCCUGCUGUCAGGCCAGGUACCACCAGAAGAAGGAACAAAUGAACGAGGAGCUCAAAAGAGAGGCCGAAACUAUGAGGGGCAGGGAAGGCGAGGAUUUUGAUACCACAUGUUGUUCUGAGAAACAAAAGAAACUGUGGGAUCUCCUGGAGAAGCCGAGUUCAUCGUUAGCUGCUAAGGUCCUGGCCAUCAUCUCCAUCCUCUUUAUCGUGCUGUCAACCAUUGCCUUGUCUCUGAACACCCUCCCGGAGCUGCAGGACAUAGACGAGUUUGGCCAGGUAACAGACAACCCUCAGCUAGCUCAUGUGGAAGCGGUGUGCAUCGCCUGGUUCACCAUGGAGUACCUGCUCCGCUUCAUCUCCUCGCCCAGCAAGUGGAAGUUCUUCAAGGGUCCACUAAACAUAAUAGACCUGCUGGCCAUCCUACCCUACUACGUCACCAUCUUCCUGACUGAAUCCAAUAAGAGCGUUUUACAGUUCCAGAACGUCCGGAGGGUGGUGCAGAUCUUCAGGAUCAUGCGUAUCCUCCGUAUUCUGAAGCUGGCCAGGCAUUCCACAGGGCUUCAGUCUCUGGGCUUCACCCUGAGGAGGAGCUACAAUGAGCUGGGCCUGCUCAUCCUAUUCCUAGCCAUGGGCAUUAUGAUCUUCUCCAGCCUUGUCUUCUUCGCCGAGAAGGACGAGGAGGACACCAAGUUCAAAAGCAUCCCGGCCUCCUUCUGGUGGGCUACCAUUACUAUGACUACGGUGGGGUAUGGGGACAUCUACCCAAAGACUUUACUGGGUAAGAUAAUUGGGGGUCUAUGCUGCAUAGCUGGAGUGUUGGUGAUAGCCUUGCCCAUCCCCAUUAUCGUCAACAACUUCUCAGAGUUCUACAAGGAGCAGAAGAGGCAGGAGAAGGCCAUCAAACGGCGGGAGGCCCUGGAGAGGGCCAAGAGGAACGGCAGCAUCAUCUCUAUGAACAUGAAGGAGGCGUUUGCACGCAGUGUCGAGCUCAUAGACGUAGUGGUAGAAAAUAAUGGAGAGAACAUGGGGAAGGUGCAGGACAACCACCUGUCUCUUAGCCACAGGAAAGAGACUCCCAAGAGGACCACCUCAGAGAUGGGCUUCACUCAGUCAUUAGAGCCCAGCUUACCAGACAAAGCCCAUCCCGCCAGCCCUCAGCAACUCAACGCUCAGAAACUGGAGGAGAUGUACAACAAGAUGGCUAAGACCCAGUCUCAGCCUAACCUGAACAGUAAGGACAAGGGGCAUUUGUCUAAAGCGCCCAAGAAGAGAGACGAGAUAGAGAUGGGUAUCAUCCCCACAGAGCCUGCCCCAACCACAGACAUGAGGAGCAUGUCCAGUAUUGACAGCUUCAUGAGUUGUGCUGCUGACUUCAAUGAAAGUGCUCGCUUCUCCCACAGCCCCAGCACCAUUGUUCCAGGGAGGGUUAGCACCAACCCCGUGCUCGAGACCACCCUGGAGCACGAGGCCAUGGUGUCCCCCCACAGCGCCACCAAGGUCCCUGGAGGACGAGGCUCCAAGCACGGCCUGUUCUCUGACAGCCCCCGGGGCCUACGCUUCAGCAACCCGCUAAAGAACCGCUCCCUCAAGGUCAACUUCAAAGGCGGGGACGCAGACCCUUCCUCCUCCUCCUUACCACAGGGGCCAGGGGGCGGGGCCCAAUCAGAUAGCUCUGCCCUCUCUGCCCACUCCCUCAUGAGUCCUGAGGUGUCUGUCUACACCACUGCCAGCAGCAAGACUCCACCCCCUGAGACCCUGAUCCCGACAGUCUUCACAUUCCAUGACGCGUCCAUCAGUAAGUUCAUUGAUGCUGACACGGACGAGGAGGAACACCUCCAUGAUAGCUCGGGUACAAACGCCUCCCAGAGGCUUCUGGGAAAAGCCAGCCCCAAGCUCAGCUCCUACAGCAGCCACCACCGCGUGGCCAACCACCUGGAAGGCUCCCAGAAAAUGCUGGGUAACAGUGUGUUCCCCUUGGAGGCCCAGUCAGGUGGGGGACAGGGGAAUCAUGUGCUCUCCCGGGGAGAGAGGAGUCGUUCAAACAUCCAUAAUGAGAGCAAGUGAGGUAGGGGAGGGAAUAGAUAGUACAGACAGGACCCAAACAGGAGGACAUUGUGCAUAACUCUGCAGAUCUGGUCACACACUGUAGAUUUAGGCAUUACUGAAUCAGCAUUGUGCUAAAAGAAAUGUUGUUAAUUUCCUUGUGUUUUCUUCCUCAAAACUGGCCUUAGUUAUAUGUGACUAUGUGUAUGCAUAGCGUGCACAUGUGUUUGUAUGUCUGUAGGUGUAUGUGUAUGCAGGAUGAUAGGCAGAUAAACAUACACACACAGUUAUGCAGUAUUUUAUGUAUAUUGUUUUCCUUUUUUUUAAAAUAGUAUAUUUUCUUUGGUCUGUUAUUUUAUGACUCUAUCUGAGAGGUGAACUUUCAUCCUUGAUAAUCAACAGUUUGGUUCAGCCAUUAGAAAGGUAACGGCCACUUUGAUUUCCUGUCUGUUUCCUCAUUCCCAUCACGCCUCUGCCUCCCACCUCCCGCCUCCCGGGUAGCACUAACCGCAUUAACCGAAUGUUUUCAAUUCUGUACAGGGUAUUCUUUGUUGUUUUGUUUGUUUACUUAUUUUUUUGUUUUUUAUUGUGUGUGUUUUAUCCAGACAGGUUAGGGUUAGGUUUAACCCACUCUCCUUUAUAUUUUAAUACUCUCUCAGAUGUGUGGUUGUGGUUGAUUGUCAUACUUCAUAUCCAAUCACCAUUGAUACUGGGGAGGGGAUAAUAGCCUCCAUUUAGGCUGGAUUGAAAGUACUGAAAACACUCAGAUUUUCCAUUUUAAAGUUCCACAUUUGUACAAUUGAUAAUACUGUAAUAGCAUAUAACUCAACAAGAACAUGAAAAAAGAACACACUCAUUGGGCAAAAAGUUAUAUUUUUAAAAUAUAUUUUUAGAAUGGUAUAUUAGAAGAAUGAAUUAUGCCAAACUCAUAGAUUUGCAUUUCAAUACAUUGUUUUAUUUUAGAGAGAAUAUUACAAGAUAAUGAAUUUGUAUUUUUUGCUAGUAGUUAGGGUAAAUGUUUGUCCUUCUAUCCUUCGUACAAUGUGAAUAACUUUGUAUAACACUCUGUUAAAUCCAGGGCAUCUUUAAUCAUAUCAUGGCCCCACAAAAUUGUAUUAAUUAAUUAUAACAACAAUAGUUUCAAAACAGCAGAAUGUCCGAAAUAUUUCAUGAAGCCAGGACAAACUCAAAUACAGAGGAGAUGAAGGGAGAAGGGAGGAGUGGAAAUACGGAAGGGGGAGAUGGUAAGAUGGCACACAGGAAGUGAGGACAGGAAGAAAGAAUAGGGAAGAGCAUUUUAUUUUACAGAGGGAAUCAUGAUCUCAUUGGAUGACUUCCACACUAUGGAUGGUAGAGCUGGGGACCAGCUGCCAGAAUUCACAACAAGCAUCAUAUGGCUACAUACACAGACACUGACAAACACAGAGCCACUCACAUGCUCAUACACAUGCAGUCAACACAUGCUCAUACACAUGUAGUCAACACAUGCUCAUACACAUGCAGUCAACACAUGCUCAUACACAUGCAGUCAACACAUGCUCAUACACAUGCAGUCAACACAUGCUCAUACACAUGCAGUCAACACAUGCUCAUACACAUGCAGUCAACACAUGCUCAUACACAUGCAGUCAACACAUGCUCAUACACAUGCAGUCAACACAUGCUCACAGGCAUGUUUUAUGUGGGUUCAAUCUAAACUUAACCUAUCCCAGUACAUCUCAUAGGUAGUAUCUGAUACAGACCACAUUUCCAGCUCAAUAUAUUCACUACCCUCGUACACUUUACAAUGUUAAAGAUACAAUUUUAAUUUAGCCUUUAAAACACCCGGCUAAACACUCAAUAUAGAGUGAGAAAAAAGUGUAUUGUUGACUUACAUUGUCCUAUUUUUCUAUUGUCAGACUUCAUUCAAAGAGAUAGGUAUUUCUGUGCCUCUGCCAGUAACAAACUUGCUUCCCUCCCCCAUCUCCACUCUGAAAAGUCUGUCACUAUAGCCUCAGUUUAAUAGAGCUCAAAUGACAAUUCAAUAAAGUGUAAAGCAAAUAAACACAGAGAACUGGGUCACCAUGCUGUCAGGGUGUGGUAUUAAAACACACAAACACCCAGACACGCAAAACACACAACACACACACACACUGGUAGCACACAGGGACACACACAGCAAUAGUGUGCUGCCCCAUAGACUUAAAUAAAUAAAUACACACAUAAUUUUGAAUAACCAAAGCCAAACACAAUCACACAUGAGGGCAUGGCCUACUAAAGAAAUAUACUAUCAAAAAUUUAAAGAGAUCCCUAGGGGGAGGGGGGGGGGUGGUAGGCUGGUGUGACCAACCAUUUAGUUAGUUACAGUCAGAUGAUGAGAGAACAGUUGGGCAGAGAGCUGUCUGUUCCUCCUGAUGUCUGUAGCUAUUCCUGUGGACCUCAGGCCCUAGUCCAGCCCCACUUUAUAUCCAUAGCCAGUCCACUAUUAGAUGAUUUUAUCCCUAACAAUGGAAUAUUGGGCCAUUUAGUCUGUAUUGGAAUUAAUUGAAUAAGCAUUACAGAGCAUUGUAAGACACUUGACCUCUGAACACACACCCGGUAGAAAGACCAUUACCCCCUGACUUACCAGAGCAGCAUUACUUCCUUUAAGACACAUAUUAAAUAUAGAUCACUUUAUCAUCUAUGUUUAUGCUUUCCUUUUCAAAGGGAAGAUGGCUAUUAAAUCAAUAGGACUACUGUACCGAGUCAAGGAAUAAUGCCUGUCUGUUUGGUGACUCAAACACUGAGGGAUAUUUUGAGUGUGUUCCAUUCUCCUGUUUAACACAAAACACAAGAGUGUUUGUGAUCAUUUUUGUGUAUUUCCUACUGAAAGGGUUGCACUCCUGAGCAUGUUUGUGUAUAAUGACAAUGUGCAAAUGAUGGUUGUUUUGAGGCAGGUUUUUGGAUUUGAAUCCAUUUCUCUGGUUCCAUAAAUACCAGUCUGGGCAGGGCAGUGGAAAGAUCAGGCCACCAACAAAGUGGCUUAGGUACACCUGUGCCUUUGGCAGUUCAAGUCACAGAGUUCUUUGAAAGUAAACAUUUUAAAGAGUAAAGUGUCAGGGAAAGGUGAAUUGGCAUUUACAAGAAAACAACAGGCCAGAUAAAGUUGUGAGAGGGUUCCGUUGUGGGAACAGCACAUCCAUGGAUAAGUUGCAUUUUAGAGACAAGAGGGUAGGCCUACAUUGUUCUCUUAUUGCAAGGUGUAUUAUUAUUCUCAUGAAAUGAUAUUAUUAUAUACCUGCUUCAUCCGUCUCAGAAUACUUUGUCAACUGUCCCGUUCUCUAUAGCUGAAAGUCCUCGGUGGCAUCUAACCUUGAAGUCGGGUUCAGUUCUCAAGCCCCCACAAUUCACGUUCAAAACAUUUGGUAAUUGCUACAGUGAGUGGGCCCCUAAGUAACUACUGAUUACGUGCAUAACAUCAAGGCCCAACACCCCCUGUAUUAAAUCCAAUACAAACUGAAUUCAGACAAAUUAUUCAUUCAAAAAUGUAUUUGGAUCUUUCCUGUAUUAGUAGUCUUCUAGGUCUAGGAUAUUGAUGUAUAACAAUCAAUACAUUGUAACAAAGUUGGAGAUGGGGAAAUGGGAGGAUAUAUGCAUAGAUCAUACGAAAGUCAGGGUCUCCUUCCACAUAAAAUACUACAGCAGAGCUCAUUCACACAUGGUAAAGUCAAAUUUAACAAUCAAUCAAAUGUAUUUGUAAGCCCUUCAUUUAUUUUUUUAAAAAAAUGUCACAAAGUGCUAUACAGAAA
This is a messenger RNA of Oncorhynchus tshawytscha (Chinook salmon), 6537 nucleotides long. Its product is annotated as potassium voltage-gated channel subfamily B member 1-like. Bases 350 to 2791 code for a protein of 813 amino acids. NCBI's taxonomy places the organism in Eukaryota, Metazoa, Chordata, Actinopteri, Salmoniformes, Salmonidae. Gene Ontology annotation, molecular function: delayed rectifier potassium channel activity; protein binding. Gene Ontology annotation, biological process: protein homooligomerization; potassium ion transmembrane transport. Gene Ontology annotation, cellular component: voltage-gated potassium channel complex; membrane. The record is from RefSeq and is a predicted model, not a curated record. The transcript is spliced from 2 exons.